Penicillium cataractarum is the source of this 2922-nucleotide messenger RNA. RefSeq lists its product as uncharacterized. Gene Ontology annotation, biological process: translational elongation. The transcript has a single exon. Gene Ontology annotation, molecular function: GTP binding; GTPase activity; translation elongation factor activity. The coding region runs from base 1 to 2922 and encodes 973 amino acids. NCBI's taxonomy places the organism in Eukaryota, Fungi, Ascomycota, Eurotiomycetes, Eurotiales, Aspergillaceae. The record is from RefSeq and is a predicted model, not a curated record.
AUGGCUUCUAUCUUCACUUACGAUCCCGACCCGCCACGGGUUUCCUCCCCAUGGUCGACCUCGGGAUCCUCCACUCCAGGCCAAGCCAACCAGGCCAACCAACCCAGCAAAAGCGGACUGGCAAUUCGCACGCAAUCGAGUUCUGCCCUGGACCGCGCUCCAGACUUCUUGUCUGACUAUGGCAUUACCAAGUUGGAGCCGGAACCUCAGGAGGGUCCUACAGAGUACAAGCUGCACUUGCUGCUCCGCCCGCGACGGCCUUACCUCUCUAUGUCAACGGGGAAUGUAGUCGCGGGUUCGUACCACUCUCGUGUAUCACUCACUCCGGCUUCGUACUCUGCAUCUCCAGCCCAUGAUGCAACUCCCCGCCCUAUGCAGGCCAAGUCAGCCCAGAGCCGCCAGCAACGGCUGCAGGGCCUGACAACGCAGCUCCUUUGGCGUUUGCAACAGUCGUCCCCGUUUCACUCGUCUACGACGGCGAAUCUGGUCGUUCCUGUCCUGCCCGACGCCAGCCCGCAAUUAGGUAUCCCUUCCAAACCAGCCCGCCUGCUUCCGGGCCUGGAAGAGAGCCAGGGAGCAUUGUAUGAGAUUGGCGUUGCCGAUGAUGGCACAUUUGUAGGCCUCACCGAGGAUGAACUCGAUGAGAGUGUGACCACCCUGCAGACCAUGGCCGCAAGUCUUGGAUGCAAGGUCGAGAUUCUGCGUCGAGUGAUCGUGGGUAAAUGCGAAUGGGCAGAGGACUCGCUGGUUGUACCUCCAGACCCGUCCAAGUGUCAGAAGGAGAGCCUGUGGGUUGCUGAAGCGUUGGUCUCUCCGGACUUGGACUUUUAUAACCUGUCCUCUGCCCGUACGAAAAAGACCACUGCCGUUGGCUCCGCGGCGGAUGCUGAGGAUGAGUCGGUUUCAGAGGAAGAUUCUUCCAAUACUGAGCAGAUUCGAAUAUCUCUCACUGGACCGAGCGCCUCGGGGAAGUCUUCCUUAUUGGGGACUUUGACUUCGUCUUCAUUAGAUAAUGGCAGAGGCAGCAGCCGACUGAGUUUGCUGAAACAUCGCCAUGAGAUUUCGUCGGGGGUCACCAGCUCCGUGGCUCAAGAGUUGAUUGGAUAUACAGGAGAUAUGCCUCCCACGGUGGUCAAUUAUGCAUCUGGGAACGUGGCGGCGUGGGAUGACAUUCAUGCCGCGUCUCGUGGGGGUCGCUUGGCCUUUGUAUCGGAUCUUCCUGGUUCGGUUCGGUAUCUCAAAUCCACCUUGCGGGGCCUGGUUAGCUGGGCUCCACACUAUGUCAUGCUCUGUAUUCCCGCCAACUGCGGCGAUGAGACGGCCGAUACCGAGUCGGGCGCUGAGUCUGCGGGGGAAAUCGACCGAUGCUUGGCAUAUCUGGAUCUCUGCUUGAAGCUGGAAGUCAACAUUAUCAUCGUCAUCACUAAGCUAGAUGUCGCUUCCCGAGGCGGCUUGCGCGAGAAUCUCGCCAAGGUCUUGUCUGCUCUCAAGACUGCUGGUCGCAAGCCGGCGAUGCUCCCUGCGUCGCCGGUGGGUGAUAGAGUGCUUGAUCUGCAACAUGUAAGCGCGUCCGACAGCAACGAAGUGCGAAAGAAUAUCACCGCGGCGGAGGGUCACUGGCCUCGCACGGUGCCUAUCAUCCUUGCCAGCGCCGUUGAUGGCACCGGAAUAGGCAAGCUGCAUGCAUUCCUUCGACACCUGCCGAUUCCCGCUCGUCCACCGCAAAGGCGAUUGCGUAUUGCUCAGUCGCUGCAAAAGCCUGCAACUGUCUUCGACGUCGACGAAGUCUUCGCUAUACCGCCAUCUAAAGUGUACUCUGCGUCCUCAGACAAAGAGGGCCGUGAAAGCCGUGGCAUGGUACUCUGUGGCCUCGUCCGCCAUGGCAGUAUCUCAAUCGGUGACGAGAUGACCAUCGGCCCAAUAUUAGUCGAUACCUCCUCGGAUAGCGGCAGUGAUCCUGCGCCUUUGAGCCUGCUCUCUCGUAGCAGUGGACCAGGUCAAUCAGGCGAGUUUCCAGCCUCUCUAUCCCACGGCGUUCUCUCAGGCAAAGACGCCUCCACACAGGCAAAAUGGCAACGCGUACGAGUCGUCAGUGUCAGAGACCUUCGCCUCCCCGUUCGUCGUCUGAAAGAAGACCAAGUCGGGACAAUCGGCAUAGAGUUACUCACUUCACCGGAUGAGGGGCGCUUACCUCGUCUCAGUCGAAUAAGGAAAGGAAUGGUGCUAACAGACCUGCACACAUCUCUCCACCCGAGCAAUACCCUGCCAUCUCCCCUCCCAUCAACAUUGCCCCUGCCAUUCCACACAGGCUUCACAGCGACCUUCCCAGCCUCAGAAUUCUCAGCUCCGAAUUCGCCGCCGUUACUCCUGGGUGGGAAUGCAAUAGCCUAUAUUGCCAAUAUCAGGACAACAGUUCGUGUCGUAUGCAUGGCUCUCGCGGGAACAGGUGACGAACCAGGUUCCCGCUCACCCUCGCCAUCCCCGUCUCCUACUGAACCUGAAUUCUUCAGCUUCGAUGGCGACACGCAGACUUCGUCUUCGCCUGGGAAGGAGAAAGGUAGUGGCGCCGGUCAUACGGGUGGUAUGGACGGGUCUAUGCGGCGGCGUCCGUCCGCUACUGAUAUCAGCAAGGUGGUUUCUGGGACGGGCGACGGGCCUGGUGCAUCUGAGACAUUCAAUGAGGAUGUCAAGAUUACUUUUGGGCUUGUAACGUCUGUGGAGUGGAUUGAGCUUGGCUCGCAAGUCCUGGUUAUGCCGGGUAUAUCCAUGACUGCUUCUUCUGGGGUCGCUAUUGCGCCUGCUCCUGGUUCCGGCGCUAGCAAUGCAAGCAGCAGUGGAACGGUGCCGAUGUCUGGGUUAGAAGGGUUUGUCGGGACGGUUUGUGAGGUGGUCCCUGGGAGGUCUGUGGGGAGUGAGAGUUGA